Neocloeon triangulifer is the source of this 1718-nucleotide messenger RNA. RefSeq names its product BTB/POZ domain-containing protein 3-like. The transcript is spliced from 5 exons. Bases 151 to 1542 code for a protein of 463 amino acids. Gene Ontology annotation, biological process: neurogenesis. Gene Ontology annotation, molecular function: protein binding. The record is from RefSeq and is a predicted model, not a curated record. Gene Ontology annotation, cellular component: cytosol; P-body. NCBI's taxonomy places the organism in Eukaryota, Metazoa, Arthropoda, Insecta, Ephemeroptera, Baetidae.
CAGGCGUCGGCCCCACCCCUUUCUUUUCUCAUCCGUCGCCUGGAAGAUUUUGGUGCAAAUUCACAAUCCACGUAUUAUUUCUGCGAUUACUGAGGAGUCUCUGGAGUCUUCGGUGUAAACGUGCCACCGUUUUUUGAGUAGAUCAUCAAGAUGCUUCCCAACAAUCAAAUAAGCAGGAAAAGAAAAUCAGAUGCAGAAAACAAUGCAGAUCCACUGCACACUCACUUCUGGCCAUCGAGGAUGGGCGAAAGACUGAAGGACGAACUUACCCUGUACACCGAGGGCUAUUUUUAUGACUGCACAUUUGAAGUUGGCUGUAAAAUGUCUACAAAGGUCUUCAAAUGUCACAAAGUGACACUUGCUCGAGCGAGCCCUGUUCUUGGUCAAAUGCUGUAUGGCAACGAGUCCAAUGGCAAAGAUGAUCCCAUUCAGUUGAAACAUAUACAGCCUGAAGUAUUUGAUUUGGUCAUGAGAUACAUUUAUGGUGGCGAAACUGACUUCAAAGAUAUGAAAACUGCUUGCAAGAUCUACAUGAUUUCUCAUGAGUGGCUGAUGAAUGACUUGACAAAAGCUGCUGCAAAUUUUUUGCAGAAUCCAAGUCCUGAGGACGUCAUUACUGUGCAUGAAUUUUUUAAAUCGAUGAAUGACAACUCGUAUUGCAAAGCACUUCUUCAGAUUGUUGCCUCUAAAACAAGUGCUGUUUUGAAGUCCAACGCUUGGUUGAAAUCUUCUGCCUCUACAGUUUUGGAAAUCUUUCAAAUGGAUCAUCUUAAUGUUAAGUACGAGAUGGAGCUUUUUGAGGCUUUGUACUUGUGGGGAUCUGCUGGUGGUAUGAAGGAGAACGGGAUUGAGGCAGAAGAAAUCAAAGCUAAGACCGUCAAGGAUGCUCUUCAACUAAUCCGUUUCAUGACCAUGGAUGUAGUUGAAUUUGGAGAGCUGUGCAAAUCUGAGGGUGCCAAAAUGCUGACCGAAGACGAAAAGGUGAAAGUCUUCAUGAGCAUCAGCUUGGCUGAUCAAAAACUCUUGCCAGAAAAUUUUGCCUCUUCUCGAUUUUACCACAAAGUAGACCGAAACAACGUGUUGCUGCGUACCUUUGUCAAUACUACGGACAAAAUCGUUCAUAAGCAAGUGCUCUUAAACAGCAAAAGCAAGAAAUCGGUUUUCACAUUUGCAUGCAAGGAAAAUAGCUAUUACCUGGGAGGUGUUUCCCUGGAAUGCUUAAGCCACAAAUCUGAUGUUGAACUGAUUUGCUAUGUGACCUGUGCUCAUUCACCAAAGAUUCUCACUUCUUUUCACUUCAAAGGCGAGUAUGCAAUGUAUGAUUACAAGUGGCUCACUUUCCCACAUGAGGUACAUAUCAAGGCAAACGUCUUUUACACCAUUUCUGUUGAAUACCUUCAUAAAAAUCCUGUCAAAUCCUCCUCCUCAUCUCAUAGCUGCCAAACUUUGCAAUUGACGGAUAAUUUGCAAUUUUUCAUGCCCGAGACAAAUUUUUCUGUGGCUGACAUCAGUGGAUUCCUCUUGUAUGUGAGCCCAGAAUAAAUUGGAACAGUGACAGUUUCAAGACUACCUAGCAGAGAAAAGUGGCCAAAAUAAAAUUUGAUAUGAAUGAUUAUAAUUAUGCCUAAAAACAAUAAGGUUCUAAAUGCCUCGAGAAUAGUGUAAAUAAUUUUUUAAUAAAACUGCAAGAGGAUCAAAUAAAAUGUACAUGCACAUUA